AGCCAACAGCAGUCGCCCAUCAAACUCCUACAAGUUUGACAGGUCUGUCACCUGGAGCGGCUGGUAUCGGCUCUUCAUUAACGGUGUGAGCACUCAGAUCCCAGACACGUGUGUUGAAAUCUGUACCUGUGGCACUGAUAUCCCACUGUGGAUUCGUGGUGGACACCCAACAGUUGAAGAUGGAGUCGUCACUCGAGAUAUCUGCGGUCACUGGAGCAAUUACUGCUGCUUUUUCGGGUCUUACCCCAUUAAAGUCAAAGCCUGUCCAGGCAAUUAUUAUGUCUAUGAGCUGGUUAGACCAACUUUCUGCAAUUCAGCAUACUGUGCAGCUGUUACUAACAUCAGCAGCACUCAUACAACAGUCACACCAGAGACGAGCCCAGCUGGUAUAAAUAUAACACUGCCAGAAGAAUGCACCAGUCAGACCCCUGGAGGAUGUUUUCAAAAUCUUCUUGAGCAGCUCGAGAACAUCACAGCUCAAGUGCUUCCUUUAAAUACUGUGACAAACAUUUUGAAUACGGUCUUCAACGCUUCAGAGAAGAUUCUAGAGUCAUCAUCAUCUGCAAGCCCAGCUGAACUAGCCUCCUAUGGAAACCGUGCGUUAAAAACUAGUGAGAAACUCAUCUCUACAUUAGUGAAGCCGACAGACACAAGUGACAGUGUCAGUUUUACUCUUGCUGCUGUAGAGGGUCAAGUCUUCAUGGUUGGACCACAGGUCACCUUCUAUAAAAUCCCUCGACUUGACACGACAAAUUCUUCUGUGGACAUUGAUCUCAUUGGGAUCGCCAGGAACAACAAUGAAAAAUCAGCUGCUGUGGCUUUCAUGAGCUACGUCACGAUGGAGAAUCUACUGAAGCCAGACUUCUUACACACAUCAAACAACACGAUUAAAACCAUGAUGUCCACUGUGAUCUCAGCUACUCUUCCCAAAACCACCAACACUAAACUCACCAAACCAGUCAACUUCACCCUAAAACACAUCAGAGAGUUUGAUCCCAACGGUUCUCUGUCCUGUGUGUACUGGAAUAUCAGCGAGUGGAUUGUAGAUGGUUGUUCUGUUUUAGAGACCAACAGCAGCUACACUGUGUGUUCCUGUGAUCAUCUGUCCACAUUCGCUCUUGUGCAAAUCAGUCGCCCACCAAAGAGCGACUCACUGCUGGACCUGUUGACUUUGGUGUGUGUGAUCGUGGGACUGGUGUUCUUCAGUUUGGCCCUGUUGGCUUUUGUCCUUUAUAAAUGGAGUCCUGUGCGUGAUUGGAUACAUGGUUCCGUUGUGCUGGUUCCUAAAGGCUACAACAGGGAAGAGUUACGCUGCAGUACACGAAGUGCUUCAGAUGUCUCUGCUGUGGACUCAACAAAAUCAAAAGUGUCUCAAAAAACACUGAAGACCACAACAUCAUUUUAAACCUAGAAUGCAUGAACCAAAAAAUGCAUAAAGGGGGUGAAAAUGGCCCAUAUUGGAAUAAAAAAGGUGUCCUAUUAAUGAAAUAAUUAAAAUAAUUGAUAAUACGCAAGUAUUUUAAUAUAGCAAACAUGUUUAUUAGUCCACUUUUCUAUUUGCAUUACAAAAGAUUACAUUUAUUAUUUUUCAAAUGCUUUUGUACCUUUUUCUACAACUCCAAACUAAUUUAGAUCUACUGUAUAUUCCCGACUGAACCUUCACUCCCCACAUUUCUCACAGACCAUGUAAAAAUGAUCAGGCAGAGUCAGAAAAUUUCACACCAGAUUUGCACCUUUCUAAGCAUAUCUUUUGGGCAGAGUUUGAACCUCUUCCUUUGUUUGGGCCUUCAGCUGUCCUUUGCUGUGGCCUUUAUCCUUUAUCCCCUUUAUGCAUUCAAGGGUUCAGGAAAUAGAAAGUACCAUUAUUAUACAGGUGAUUUUAUAUAACAGAAUCAAUGUUUUUGGAUGUUAAAUGUCAUAAUGCCAAUUUACAUUGCAACGACAGACGCAGACCAUGAUGUGGACAAUCACCAGAUUACAGUACCUCACUCCCCAGACGUUCCAUGACCCGACAAACAUCUGAUUCAGCAUGUUCAGUCGUCAAAAACAAGAACCGACCAACAUUAACAGAUGCCGACAGGAGUAACACACUGAUCAGACAAAUCCAAUUAACAUUUCUGUUGCCGUCUGUUGGUUCAGUGUAAAUUGGCACAUAGUAUCAGCAAAUUAUAUUAAAAUAUGAUAUACAAGUUUCUUAAUAUCACGGCUGCCGAUACUACUGAUGUACAAUAAGUAACUCUAUUUUAAUUGUACUCAAGAUUUUUUGGUGG
Molecule: messenger RNA, 2270 nt
Organism: Sinocyclocheilus grahami
Lineage: Eukaryota; Metazoa; Chordata; Actinopteri; Cypriniformes; Cyprinidae
Product: adhesion G protein-coupled receptor L4-like
Exons: 10
Biological process (GO): adenylate cyclase-activating G protein-coupled receptor signaling pathway
Cellular component (GO): plasma membrane
Molecular function (GO): G protein-coupled receptor activity
Source: RefSeq, a predicted model, not a curated record